Molecule: messenger RNA, 3474 nt
Organism: Mangifera indica (mango)
Lineage: Eukaryota; Viridiplantae; Streptophyta; Magnoliopsida; Sapindales; Anacardiaceae
Product: putative transcription elongation factor SPT5 homolog 1
Exons: 21
Coding region: 211-3387 (1058 amino acids)
Biological process (GO): regulation of transcription by RNA polymerase II; transcription elongation by RNA polymerase II; transcription elongation-coupled chromatin remodeling
Cellular component (GO): ribosome; DSIF complex
Molecular function (GO): mRNA binding; structural constituent of ribosome
Source: RefSeq, a predicted model, not a curated record
GAGGAACGGAAGACCUAAAGCCCAUAUCCUUUCUUCAACCUAAAGAUUUUAUUUUAUUUUUAAAUUAAAAUUAAGUUAACAAAAUUGUCUGUUAGAGCCAAAAAUACUAACCCUCUUAAAAUUUACAACCACCGUAGGGUUUUUUCCUUUCUUCUUCAUUUCACAUAAUCCUCCAUAAUCAACUCUACUUACUCGCCAAAUUUAUCACCCAUGCCUCGUCGAAGAGAGGAAGACGAAGACGAUGUGGAUGACGAGUAUGAUGACGAGCAGGCCUUGGACGACUUGGAAGACGAAGAGGAGGAAGACGAUCGUUCCAAUAAGAAACGCAGGAGAUCUGAAUUCAUUGAUGACGUGGCUGAGGAGGACGAGGACGAGGAAGAUUAUGACGAUGAUGAUGAAGAUUACGUCGGUGGGAGAAAGCCUAAGGCCAAGAGACGGACUGGGUCGGAGUUUUUCGAUCUGGAGGCUCAAGUUGAUAGUGACGAAGACGAGGAGGAAGAAGAAGGAGAGGACGACUUCAUAGUUGAUGGUGGAGCUGACCUACCUGAUGAUGUUGAUGGUCGAGGGAUUCAUCGUCGUCCACUGCUGCCUCGGGAGGAUGAGGCAGAAGAUGUUGAAGAUCUUGAGAGAAGAAUUCAGGCAAGAUAUGCGAGGUCAAGCCAUACGGAAUAUGACGAGGAAACCACAGAUGUGGAGCAGCAAGCACUUUUGCCAUCUGUUAGGGAUCCAAAGCUUUGGAUGGUUAAAUGUGCGAUUGGCCGUGAACGAGAGGCUGCUGUCUGUCUAAUGCAAAAGUUUAUAGAUAAAGGAGCUGAGCUGCAAAUUAGGUCUGCUAUUGCACUUGAUCACCUGAAAAACUACAUAUAUGUUGAAGCAGAUAAAGAAGCCCAUGUGAAGGAGGCAUGCAAAGGUCUGCGAAAUAUAUAUUCCCAGAAAGUAAUGCUCGUUCCUAUAAGAGAAAUGACUGAUGUUCUUUCAGUUGAAAGCAAAGCAAUUGAUCUUUCUAGGGAUACUUGGGUCAGAAUGAAGCUUGGAAGUUACAAGGGAGACCUUGCCAAAGUUGUUGAUGUGGACAAUGUUCGACAGCGAGUAACAGUGAAAUUAAUUCCAAGAAUAGAUUUGCAAGCUCUUGCAAAUAAGUUGGAAGGUAGAGAUGCUCCAAAGAAAAAGGCAUUUGUCCCUCCUCCACGUUUUAUGAAUGUUGAUGAAGCUAGGGAAUUGCAUAUACGCGUAGAGCGUAGACGAGAUCCAAUCACUGGUGAUUAUUUUGAGAAUAUUGGUGGCAUGCUGUUCAAAGAUGGAUUUUUGUACAAAACAAUGUCAACAAAAUCCAUUAGUGCAGCGAACAUAAAACCAACUUUUGAUGAACUUGAAAAAUUUCAAACACCUGGAGAGAAUGGAGAAAGUGAUAUAGCUAGUCUUUCAACUUUAUUUGCAAACAGAAAAAAAGGGCAUUUUAUGAAGGGUGAUGCAGUUAUUGUCAUCAAGGGAGAUCUAAAAAAUUUGAAAGGAUGGGUUGAGAAGGUUGAUGAAGAAAAUGUGCAUAUCAGACCAGAAAUGAGAGGACUUCCUAAAACUCUUGCUCUCAAUCAAAAAGAACUAUGCAAGUAUUUUGAACCUGGGAAUCAUGUAAAAGUUGUCUCGGGGACGCAGGAAGGUGCUACUGGCAUGGUUGUAAAGGUUGAACAGCAUGUUCUGAUAAUUGUGUCUGAUACCACCAAGGAACAUAUCCGUGUAUUUGCCGAUGAUGUUGUGGAGAGCUCUGAGGUUACUACUGGUGUAACGAAAAUUGGGGACUUUGAGCUUCAUGACCUUGUGCUAUUGGAUAACAAUAGCUUCGGUGUUAUCAUACGUGUGGAAAGUGAAGCGUUUCAGGUUUUGAAGGGAGUUCCUGAUAGACCAGAGGUUGCUCUUGUUAAAUUGAGAGAAAUAAAAUACAAGAUUGAAAAGAAAUCUAACGUGCAAGAUAAGAAUAAGAAUACUGUCUCAGUGAAAGAUGUUGUUAGGAUUCUUGAGGGUCCAUGCAAAGGCAAGCAAGGUCCUGUAGAACACAUAUUUAGAGGAGUUCUGUUCAUCUAUGAUCGACAUCAUCUUGAACAUGCUGGCUUUAUAUGUGCUAAAGCCAGUUCUUGUACUAUUGUGGGUGGAUCACGUGGCAAUGGUGAUAGAAAUGUUGAUGCCUUUAGAUUUAAUAAUCAUAGACCUCCACCUCGUGUGCCCCAGUCUCCAAGGAGGUUUCCUAGAGGAGGCCAUCAAAAUGAUUAUGGAGGAAGGCAUAGAGGUGGAAGAGGAGGGCAUGAUCCUCUUAUUGGAACUACGGUAAAAAUUCGCCAAGGUCCUUUCAAGGGCUACCGUGGUCGGGUUGUGGAAAUUAAGGGACAAUCAGUUCGUGUUGAGUUGGAGUCACAAAUGAAGAUUGUUACAGGCAAGUUUCUGCUAAAUGAUCUCAUUUCUUUUUCCUGCUUCUCUGUAUGGACAAUUAACAACUUAUUAUUUGCAGUUGAUCGGAGUUAUAUCUCUGACAAUGUGGUUGUUUCAACACCGUACCGUGAUGCUCCUCGUUAUGUUAUGGGAAGUGAAACUCCAAUGCAUCCUUCGCGAACUCCACUGCAUCCAUACAAUACUCCAAUGAGAGAUGCUGCAGCAACACCAAUUCAUGAUGGCAUGAGGACACCAAUGCGUGACCGGGCAUGGAAUCCUUAUACACCAAUGAGUCCACCAAGGGAUAUUUGGGAGGAGGGAAACCCUGCUUCCUGGGGAACCAGUCCACAGUAUCAGCCAGGAAGUCCACCUUCACGUCCUUAUGAAGCACCUACACCUGGCUCAGGCUGGGCCAAUACUCCGGGUGGCAACUAUAGUGAAGCUGGAACACCAAGAGAUAACAGUUCUGCUUAUGCCAAUGCUCCAAGUCCUUACCUGCCAUCAACUCCAGGUGGGCAGCCUAUGACGCCAAACUCAGCCUUCUAUCUUCCUGGAACUCCUGGAGGGCAGCCAAUGACCCCAGGAACUGGUGGUCCGGAUGCUAUGUCUCCUGUUAUAGGAUCAGACAAUGAAGGACCGUGGUUAAUGCCAGACAUCUUGGUUAAUGUACGUAAGUUGGGGGAGGAUUCUGGCAUGGGAGUUAUACGAGAAGUGCUUCCGGACGGAUCUUGUAGAGUGGUGCUUGGGUCAAGUGGUAAUGGUGAUACAAUAUCAGCCCUUCCCACAGAAAUAGAAAUAGUUGUGCCGAGGAAAAACGACAAGAUCAAGAUCAUGGGUGGUGCACUGCGUGGUGCCACUGGGAAAUUAAUUGGUGUGGACGGUACAGAUGGAAUUGUUAAAGUAGAUGACACACUGGAUGUUAAGAUAUUAGACAUGGUUAUAUUAGCAAAAUUAGCCCUGCCAUAAUACGCCAUUAACAUGCCUGUAAACCAAAAUUCAUAAUGUAUAUUGUUCUUGAUGCGUAAUUUUGAGGAUUUCAUGUCAUUGAUGAAA